AUGGCUAGUUUAGAAGAUCUUAUCCCCACUGUCAAUAAGCUGCAGGAUGUUAUGUACGAUUCCGGAAUCGACACACUCGAUUUGCCUAUUUUGGCUGUUGUUGGGUCACAAUCCUCCGGGAAAUCAUCAAUCUUGGAGACCUUAGUUGGCAGAGACUUUUUACCUAGGGGUACUGGUAUUGUCACCAGAAGACCUUUAGUUCUUCAACUAAAUAACAUACCACCAAAUUCUCCUCUAAUAGAGGAGGAUGACAACUCCGUUAAUUCUCAUGAUGAAGUUACAAAGGUAUCAGGGUUUGAAGCCGGUACAAAGCCUUUGGAGUACAAAGACAAGGAAAGAAACCAUGCGGAUGAGUGGGGUGAAUUCCUGCAUAUACCGGGGAAACGGUUUUAUGAUUUCGAUGAUAUUAAGAGAGAAAUCGAAAAUGAAACUGCAAGAAUAGCUGGUAAGGAUAAAGGUAUCAGCAAGAUCCCUAUUAAUUUGAAGGUCUUCUCCCCACAUGUUCUGAACUUAACACUGGUAGAUUUGCCUGGGAUUACUAAAGUUCCUAUUGGAGAACAACCGCCUGAUAUUGAAAAGCAGAUCAAGAAUUUGAUCCUGGACUAUAUAGCUACUCCCAAUUGUUUAAUUUUGGCUGUUUCACCAGCCAAUGUCGAUCUUGUUAAUUCUGAAUCUUUAAAAUUAGCUAGAGAGGUGGACCCUCAGGGGAAAAGAACUAUUGGUGUCAUCACCAAAUUGGAUUUGAUGGAUUCUGGAACUAAUGCUCUGGAUAUCUUAUCUGGAAAAAUGUAUCCCCUAAAAUUAGGUUUUGUUGGAGUAGUAAAUCGCUCACAACAAGAUAUCCAAUUAAACAAGACUGUUGAAGAAUCCUUGGAUAAAGAAGAGGACUAUUUUAGAAAACAUCCAGUCUACAGAACCAUUUCAACUAAGUGUGGCACGCGCUACUUGGCCAAAUUGUUAAACCAAACGUUGCUAAGUCACAUUAGAGAUAAACUUCCGGAUAUUAAGACCAAAUUGAAUACCUUGAUCUCUCAAACAGAACAAGAACUCGCUAGGUAUGGUGGCGUAGGGGCCACUACUAAUGAAAACAGAGCUAGCCUUGUCUUACAAUUAAUGAAUAAGUUUUCUACAAACUUUAUCUCAUCCAUAGACGGUACGUCUUCUGAUAUCAAUACUAAGGAACUCUGUGGUGGUGCCCGUAUUUACUACAUUUAUAAUAAUGUAUUUGGGAACUCCCUAAAGUCAAUUGAUCCAACUUCCAACUUAUCUGUUCUUGACAUUAGAACCGCCAUUAGAAAUUCUACUGGCCCUCGUCCCACUUUGUUUGUUCCUGAAUUGGCAUUUGAUCUUUUAGUUAAACCUCAGAUUAAACUGUUAUUGGAACCGUCUCAGCGCUGCGUCGAGCUAGUUUACGAGGAGUUGAUGAAAAUAUGCCAUAAAUGUGGCUCUGCUGAACUAGCUAGAUAUCCUAAAUUAAAGAGUAUGUUAAUAGAAGUAAUAAGUGAGCUACUUAGAGAAAGAUUACAACCUACUCGCUCUUACGUUGAAAGCUUAAUUGAUAUACAUCGAGCAUACAUCAAUACCAAUCAUCCUAAUUUUCUAAGUGCCACGGAGGCAAUGGACGAUAUCAUGAAAACACGUAGAAAACGGAAUCGAGAAUUAUCAAAGAGCAGAUUGUCUCAACAGGAGAAUGGUCAAACUAACGGUAUUAACGGGACUUCAUCUACCUCCUCAAAUAUAGAACAAGAUUCUACAAAAAACAGUGAUUAUGAAGAUGAUGGGAUCGAUACAGAAUCGAAGCAAACAAAGGAUAAGUUCUUGAAUUACUUUUUUGGUAAGGAUAAAAAGGGACAGCCUGUGUUUGAUGCACUAGGAAAGAAAAGGACUACUGCAGGUGAAGGUAAUAUUGAAGAUUUCAGAAAUUUACAAAUAUCAGACUUCUCAUUAGGAGAUAUAGAUGACCUUGAAAACGCAGAACCUCCACUAACUGAGAGAGAGGAGUUGGAGUGCGAACUAAUCAAACGGUUGAUUGUUUCAUACUUUGAUAUUAUAAGAGAGAUGAUUGAAGAUCAAGUACCAAAAGCAGUUAUGUGCUUACUCGUAAAUUUCUGUAAAGAUUCUGUUCAAAAUCGAUUAGUAACCAAACUCUACAAAGAAACGUUAUUCGAAGAACUAUUAGUUGAGGACCAAACUUUAGCUCAAGACAGAGAACUAUGUGUGAAAUCUCUCGGGGUUUAUAAAAAGGCCGCAACCCUUAUUAGUAAUAUUCUGUAA
Messenger RNA from Saccharomyces mikatae IFO 1815, 2274 nucleotides. It is a transcript of the gene DNM1, whose product is annotated as dynamin-related GTPase DNM1. Bases 1 to 2274 code for a protein of 757 amino acids. The record is from RefSeq and is a predicted model, not a curated record. Gene Ontology annotation, biological process: mitochondrial fission; peroxisome fission. The transcript has a single exon. Gene Ontology annotation, cellular component: cytoplasm; peroxisome; microtubule. Gene Ontology annotation, molecular function: microtubule binding; GTP binding; GTPase activity. NCBI's taxonomy places the organism in Eukaryota, Fungi, Ascomycota, Saccharomycetes, Saccharomycetales, Saccharomycetaceae.